This is a messenger RNA of Trichoderma aggressivum f. europaeum, 1554 nucleotides long. RefSeq lists its product as uncharacterized. NCBI's taxonomy places the organism in Eukaryota, Fungi, Ascomycota, Sordariomycetes, Hypocreales, Hypocreaceae. The transcript has 2 exons. The record is from RefSeq and is a predicted model, not a curated record. Gene Ontology annotation, molecular function: monooxygenase activity; oxidoreductase activity, acting on paired donors, with incorporation or reduction of molecular oxygen; heme binding. The coding region runs from base 1 to 1554 and encodes 517 amino acids.
AUGGGCAAAGAACAUCUUCAGAGUGUUCUAUCUGGAACCCUCAACGAGAUUAUCCCCUCUUUCUGGAAUAUUCUGAUCACAGCAUUUGUGAUAUUGAUGUUCAUUCCAAUCCUACAAAUAUUUGUCUUUGCAGUUUAUAACUUAUAUUUCCAUCCUCUACGGAAGUAUCCCGGUCCUUUCCUCUGGAUUGCUUUCCCAUGGCUGAAGAGCCUAUCCCUGAUCCGAGGGAAAGCGGACCAUGCUGUUGUCGCAUUCCACGAGCAGUUUGGACCUGUUGUUCGAACUGCCCCUAACAUUCUAAGUUUCACGUCCUUGACUGCGUGGAGAGAUAUAUAUGGGACUGGCCAUGCUGAGUUACCAAAACAUAUUUUCAAGGGCAGUGGGAUGGAGGAGCGCCCUAACAUUAUUACUGCAAAUGCUCGAGACCAUCAUCGCUUCCGCCGAGCUCUACUACCUGCUUUUUCAAAUGACGCGUUGGCACGACAAGAGCCUUUACUUAACAGUUAUGUCGAGCAGCUCAUAAAUCAACUGCGCAGAAUUGCCAAAUCUGACAACUCUGCUGCUGAUAUUUCUAAAUGGUACACAAUGACAACGUUUGAUAUCUUUGGAGAGCUUGCAUACGGCGAAUCAUUUAACGGAUUAGCGACGGGCAAAGUUCACCCUUGGAUCAGAGCUCUUAGUAACAUGAAGUAUUUGGUUCCCCUGCUUGUUUUCCCUAGUAUCUCGUGGAUUUUGAUCCUGCUCUUGACUACAGCCGAGCAACGCGGCUCACUGGCAGAACACCAGCAACGUUCAAUGGAACUCACAUACAAACGCAUCAAGAACAAAGAGAUUCAAGAGCGCGGUGAUAUCAUGACCUUUGUUCUACGCGAACAUGGUGAAGACCACGGCCUAACCGACUAUGAAAUGGCCUGCAACGCCGAUAUUAUCAUCAGUGCAGGCUCUGAGACUACUGGAACAGCCAUGACCGGAAUAACUUACUAUAUGCUUCGCAAUCCAGAAAAGAUGGCCAGGUGCGUUGAUGAGAUACGCAGUACUUUCGAAACAGAGGAAUCGAUCAAUUUUAAGGAAACGACAACCAAGUUACCAUAUUUGACAGCUUGUAUUGAAGAAGGGUUGCGCCUAUUUCCUCCUGUCCCAACUGGACUGCUGCGCGAAACUCUACCGGGUAGACCCACGCUUAUUGAUGGACACUUGAUCCCAGAGAAAACUGUCGUGGCUGUACACCAUCUAGCUACCUAUCAUUCCGAGUCAAACUUUUAUGACGCAAAAAGUUUCUUACCGGAACGUUGGCUGCCAGAGAUACACUCAGAGCCGACUUCACUCUUCUACAAUGACAAUCGCAGCUGCUUAAAACCAUUCAGCUACGGUCCACGUAAUUGUAUCGGUCGUAACCUCGCCUAUCAUGAAAUUAGGCUCAUCUUGUCCAAGGUGCUAUGGAAUUUUGACCUCACUCUAAAACCUGGCUUCGAGGACUGGGCUAUUGGCCAACGCUCCUACCAAUUGUGGGAGAAGCCAUCCCUUAUGGUGGAUGUGAAAAUCCGUACGGCAUGA